UUUUUUCCCUAGCCACAAAUUUGUGUUGUAACUACAAGAAGAUUGAUAUAAUUUUGCAUUCUUAUGCCAGUUUUUCUUUACAGGUGAUUUUUUUUUUUUUUUUUUGCACAGACGUCUUCCUUGAAGAACUUUGUACAGUUAUUGAAGGAUGGCAGAAGCCGUGUUGAUUGAUCUCUUUGGUUUGAAAUUGAACUCUCAGAAAAACUAUCAUCAGGCACUACUGAAGACAUUGAAUGCUGUUCGAUGCUACCAUGCUGCCAAGGCCAAGUUCCUUUGCAUAAUGUGUUGCAGUAACAUCAGCUGUGAAAAAGAUGGUGACGAUGAUAAUUGUGAAUUAAAAACAAGCAAUGGAUUAUCAACUCUCUUGAGAGAAUUUGAGACUGUUAGCAAUCCCAGCAUGGCUGCCUGUUUGUAUACCAUUAAACAAAAAAUUGAUGAAAAAAAUCUGAGCAGCAUUAAGGUAAUUGUACCCAUAUAUCGGAAGACAUUAAUGAAGGCCUUUAUUGAUCAGCUCUUCACUGAUGUUUACAAUUUUGAGUUUGAAGAUUUACAGGUGACUUUGAGGGGAGAUCUUUUGAAACAGUCCACUGAAAUAAACAUGAUCACAGCUCAAGAACUAGAAGCAAUCCAGAAUGAAAUAGAAACAUAUUUGAGAAGUCUGCCAGCACUGAAAGGAGAAUUAACCAUUAUCACAUCUCCUUUGAUCUCAGAUAUUUUCAUACAUGGAUUUACUACAAGAACAGGUGGGAUAUCUUACAUACCAACUCUUAGCUCAUUCAAUCUCUUCAGUAGUUCCAAACGGAGAGAUCCCAAGGCUGUUGUUCGAGAAAAUCUGCGGAGGUUGGGGAAUGUGGCAGGAUUUAAUGCAGAGAAAUUUUACCGAAUAAAGACUGAUCAUGCCAAUGACGUGUGGAUUAUGGGAAGGAAGGAGCCUGAAUCUUAUGAUGGAAUCACCACAAAUCAGAGAGGAGUCACAAUAGCGGCUCUUGGUGCUGACUGUAUACCGAUAGUUUUUGCAGAUCCUGUCAAAAAAGCAUGUGGGGUUGCUCACUCUGGUUGGAGAGGUACUUUGUUAGGUGUUGCUAUGGCUACAGUGAAUGCUAUGAUAGCAGAAUACGGCUGUAGUUUAGAAGACAUUAUUGUUGUACUGGGACCUUCAAUAGGACCUUGCUGUUUUACUCUUCCAAGGGAAUCAGCAAAAGCAUUUCAUAAUCUUGAUCCCGGAUGUGUACGGCUAUUUGACUCGCCACAUCCCUAUGUUGACAUUUGUAAAGCCACCAGGAUUCUUCUAGAACGGGGAGGAAUUCUUCCACAGAAUAUUCAGGACCUGAACCAAGAUCUCAGCCUUUGUACAUCCUGCCAUCCUGACAAGUUUUUCUCCCAUGUCCGAGAUGGCCUUAAUUUUGGUACACAGAUUGGCUUCAUAUCAAUUAGAGAAUGAGAUACUUGACGGGAUUUUUGCAUAACUGUUUUCUGCCUCCUUCCAAACUGACUGCAAGAGAGAAAUUUAGCUGUUUGAUUUACUUAAAACCAAAAGUAUUACAUGGAUAAUUCCUCUUUAGGGUGUAUUUUCACUAUUAUCCAAAGCCAAAUGAUUUUCAUUUGAUUCUAACAAUAAUUGACAAAAAAAUCAGUGUGAUGUAGCUUAUAUGUUAUACAGAUAAGGAUUAUUUUUAAAGUUUGUUCUGUUUGUUACAUAAACAGGAAUAGAUCUGUUCAGUUCAGUAUUUAUUGAGCAGCCUGUAUUUGUCAACCAUUGUGUGAAGCAUAGGUGAAAUCAAAACGAAUUAGACUUUUUCCUUGUGCAUCUAACGCAGUGGAGGAGAUAAACACUUGUAACACUUUAAUUUUAAUAGCAGAAGAGUACAGAAGAAGGAAGGAUUAAUUCUGUCUGGAAGGCAGGAUAGAGAAGAUAUUACAGAGAAAAUAACUAUCAUAUGGGCCUGAAGGCUGUACAGGCUUUUGACAAGUGAAGAACAACCAUAACAGGUGGCGGGAACACCAGGAACUAGGGCAUGAAACUGGAAGUGUUUAAAAUGCCCUAGAAGGAGAAGGGUGUGGUCAGGAGCUACAGGAAAAACAGGUUGGAAAAAGAUUAGUUAGGGUCUCAAAUGCCAUGUCAAAAGAGUUAGGAGUUUAUUUUCCAGGCAAAGAAUAGGCAUAAAAAGUUGGGGAGUGUUUUUAUCUCCUUGGCAUCAUAUUUAACAGGAUGGAUUUAAAUUGUGGAAGACCAAAGCAGAGAGACUAGUUAAGAGUCAGUCAAAAUACUUUAAAAAAGAAAUAAUGAAACCUGAAUGCAGUGGAAAUUAAAGUGGAGAAGAGAGUAGAUGGAUUAGAGAGACAUUUCGGAGAUGGCAUCCACAGCUCCUGUUACUAGAUAAUAGAGAUUGAGAGGUGAGGAGGAGUGAAGAAGUCAUUGAUGUCGCCUUCAUUUCUACUUGGCUGACUACCAAGAUUGGCAACAAAGAGGGACAAGGGAGAAGGGUAAUGAGUUUGACAUGAGACUGAAGGACAUCCGGAUGGAAAUAGUUGGUCAACAAUUAGAAAUAUAGCCCUGGGACCUAGGACGGAACUGGGAAAAAGACACAGAUUUAGAAGGUGGUUUUGCAGAGAUGAUGCCUGAGUCUGUUGGAGUAGGCUAAAAUCUAGGCGGCAAUAUAGGGUGAG
Molecule: messenger RNA, 2667 nt
Organism: Ceratotherium simum simum (southern white rhinoceros)
Lineage: Eukaryota; Metazoa; Chordata; Mammalia; Perissodactyla; Rhinocerotidae
Gene: LACC1
Product: laccase domain multifunctional purine nucleosidase 1
Molecular function (GO): copper ion binding
Source: RefSeq, a predicted model, not a curated record